ACGAUGUUGUUGAGUCCCUUUUGUUGACUCGAAACGGCUGCUCCUGGAUCAGGCUGACUGAUUGAAGUCAGUAGUAGCAGGCGAGACGGACACCAUUUAGCAGUAUCCGCCAACACAAAAAAGAAGCCAGGGUAACGGCCGUAGAACAAACGGCUACCGGAACGGUUGACGUCGGCCACUGGCAGUGUCCCAUUGUGUUGUUGUGUAUCUUGAAUUUCCGCUGAAAUAAGCAUCAAACAGAGCAGGAUUAGACUCGGUAAGAUCAAGCCGGGUCGGCGCCUUCACGUCGAGCGGACCAGUGGCGAUGUCCGGUGCUUCCUGUGGUUCAUGCGGUGAUAACAACAACAGGGCCACAACAGCAACGGGGGCAGCGGCGGCGACGGCAAUACCAGCAGCGGCAGCGGCGGCAGUUUCAAGUGUAGACGUAGGAGGCAGCACCAGCAGCAGUAGUAGCAGCAGCAACAACAGCAGCAGUAAUAGCGCAAUGGGUCUUCCUGAGGUUGUGCCCGAGGUGUUUCAGCUAGGAUGCGUUGUGUCUAUCGAAAGCCCCUUCAACGAACGAUUUAACGGUGAAGUAAUCGCAUUUGAUGACAAACACAAGGCACUGUUACUGAAAAGUAGCUCAGGAGGCGAUAAUCAGCGAAAAACAACGGACGUGCGUUUGGUAAACAUGCUUUAUGUGAGUAAGAUGAACAUCGAAAGGGAAGCUCCUGCACACAAUAGCGCUCCCCUUCCUCCAGCACAGGUUAACAUCGAAAAGGUAAAAUCACGUAUGAUGAAGCAUGUGGAUGAACGCCGAAAGAUGGCGUUGGCAAUCGCAAAGGGUGUCUCCUACGACGGCUUAAGUCUUUUCCUUGCCAUUCGAAAAACAAUCGAAGAAGUAACGUGGCAUGAGAAAGACAUACUCGUGAUGAACUCGGUGCGCAUCCAACCGCCAUAUCGGCCGGAAAACUGUGUUCCCUCCAACGAAGCGCAUUCAGCGGAGCACCAAUCAGUUGCGCACAUACGAAACAUUGUCGAGAAACACCUUAAGGAUAUUCGAAAGGAACAAGAUAGCCGGGGGAAUAAAGAUGGACCAACAGGAGGCCUGUAAACGAUGCAAAUACAAACAGGGUUGCGAAUGCUACGGAAGCGGAUAGGCAACAAACUUAUGCAAAAUAAAUUAAUUUCUUCAAAUGCUGUUCAGUGUUUAUCAAAAAGCUCUAAGUAUGUACUAAAAAGACCGCUGGCACGCAGAAUGGAUCGUUAAUCGGUUGACAAUGCACUGACUGCGUUGGUAGUAGAAGACAAUAAUUCGUUGGUUGAACCUGCUUCUGUGGAAUGAGCGACCAGUCCAUGAAAAAUUCCGGAAUAUAAGAACAUCUUAUUUUAGUUAU
Molecule: messenger RNA, 1376 nt
Organism: Varroa destructor (honeybee mite)
Lineage: Eukaryota; Metazoa; Arthropoda; Arachnida; Mesostigmata; Varroidae
Product: protein LSM12-like
Source: RefSeq, a predicted model, not a curated record